AUGGGGAAGCUGAAGCCCGUUUCUCCGACGGCUACUCCUCGAGGUCAGAAGAGGCGCCGUGAGAAGCCCAAAAGGCCGGUGCUCGAUGAUGGUCUUCCUGACUCUCCAGCUGGAAUCAUAGCAGCGAAGGCUGUUCGGCGUGAGAAACCAUCCAAUGAGAGCCCUCAAGGCCUACAUCAGAGUGAUGACGAUGACUCAGAUGAUUGCAAUGUUUCCAGCGAGGAUGAGGCACAUGAUAUGAAAAGCAAUAAAAGUGAUGCUUUUGAUGAAAUGGAGUCGUCAUGUUCAUUUCAGCGUCAUGUUACUCACGUGCUAGCAAAUGAUGAAGUCAAUGCAUUAGUGAAUCAGAAGAGUAAAUUUAAAUGGGAGAUGCCUGCUGAGGACAUUCCAAAAUCCAAAUGGGUUGGGACAGGUGAAAAAAUUAAGGGAGCUUCUGAUGACCCUUUUGUUGAUGUCAAAGGAAAAUUGAAGGACCACUGGCAAAAAAUCCUCUCUGAUGAUUUGAAUUAUAGAUCGAGGUUCUUCUCACUUUGUAAUAGCUAUCGUGACAUAAUGCAUUGUAAUAAGAAGCCAUUUUAUCUUAAGGGUAGUAAGGUGGAUUCCAGUACUAUGGACGCAUAUCUUAUGCAUGCUUUGAGCCAUGUUCAUAGGACAAGAGAUGUUGUCAUUAAGAAUGAUGCGAAGCUUAGGAAUGAUGCUAACACAGAUGUUAUGGCGGACGACUCAUACCGCGAUCAGGGUUUUACACGUCCAAAGGUUCUUUUCUUGUUACCUCUCAAAAGCAUUGCACGACGCAUUGUGAAGAGAUUAAUCCAAUUAUCUCCGCUGACACAAAAGGAUAAUUCUAUGGGACAAUUCAAGAAAGAGUUUGGCGAAUCAGAUGAUGAACUGGAGGAGCCAAAUAGUUCAAAACCAACAGACUUUAACCUUCUGUUUGCUGGGGAUGUUGAAGAUCACUUUCUUUUUGGAAUAAAAUUUACAAAGAAAUCUGUUAAGCUAUACAGCAAUUUCUACGCUUCUGAUAUUAUAGUUGCGUUUCCUUAG
Molecule: messenger RNA, 1044 nt
Organism: Triticum turgidum subsp. durum (durum wheat)
Lineage: Eukaryota; Viridiplantae; Streptophyta; Magnoliopsida; Poales; Poaceae
Source: the annotation of a GenBank genome assembly